Molecule: messenger RNA, 4776 nt
Organism: Kwoniella shivajii
Lineage: Eukaryota; Fungi; Basidiomycota; Tremellomycetes; Tremellales; Cryptococcaceae
Exons: 19
Coding region: 1-4776 (1591 amino acids)
Biological process (GO): carbohydrate metabolic process; sterol metabolic process
Molecular function (GO): UDP-glycosyltransferase activity; hexosyltransferase activity
Source: RefSeq, a predicted model, not a curated record
AUGUCAUUAUCAUCUCACAAUCUUCCCGCUGAGGAACAGACCUCUUCGUCUCCAGUAGCCGGUCCUCCAUUCGUACUCGCAGGAACAGAUCCGGAUCAACGUGAGACCGUACCGAAACAUCCCCAUGCAGAACAAUUCAUCAACACAGCUUCAAAACAUGUCUUCCCUGCUAGUUCCAAAAACAGAGUUGAAGAAACAAAGAACAAAGAAGCUCCCGAGACCGCUGGUGGGUUGAAGCAAGAUACGGAGGAGAAGGAAGAGAGACCAAUCAUCAGUGGCACACCUCUUGAUGAAAUGGCUUAUACACCAGCUUUUGAUAUCCCCUCUGUCAGAUUUUUCGAAGAAGAUUCCAACGUGGUCAAGGAGGAUCGAAUGAGGGAACAGAUGGAGGCAGAAGCAGAAGAGAGAGAGAGCGGAGAUCAUUUCAACUCAAUUCCUUCCUCAAGAAUGGAUCAGUCUCAGCUCCAGUCAAGAGGUGAAGUCACUGAUACACCUAUGUCGAUGUCGGCUUUGUCACAGGAAGACCGUACAAAAAAUAGGCCUGGAUUUGGUGCAGGGAAAGAUUUGGGCUCUGUUCGUAUGGGCGCUUCAGCCCUAAUAUCUGCAUUAAAUGCUCUCCCAUGGGACGAUGACAGUUCAAGUGACGAAGGCGAGGAUGAAGACUACCCGAACACAAGGAAUCCCUCGGCCUCGCUUAUGCAAGAACAGGCUCCAAGACCGAAGUUCAAUCGCCUUGGAUCAUCACUGCAUACUAUACGCCCCAUGAAACAGACUCGUUCCGGUGAAGACGAUUCGAACAGAUUUACAUCGGCUCGCACAGUGAGACAAUCUCAAGGGCCCGAGGCGUCACACCAAAUUCUUGAAGGCAAGGUGCAAACGAGUGAAGAUACCUCCCGCAGGUCUGACUCUCCUCAGAGAUACAUUGACGAUAACCGCAGACUUAGUGAUCCUGUCAGUGAAGGCAGCAUAGGCGGAGACGCGAGAGUAUUCCUCAAUGAGCAGAUCAGUCACGAAGAGCAAAUAGGGGAACAGGAGGAAAAGGACGAGAUCGUUCGAGCUGCCGAGCAAUCUCCAGAAAAAGCGCCGAUCAAUCUUGCACCAAUCGUCGGUCAACAUGAAGAUCAGCAGGAUCUGAAUACCGAUGCAGCGCUUCGCGAACCGGAAACGAGGACAGAACAAGCUGUCGAAGAGGGAAUUCAGUCCAAUGAAGGUGAAAGAAGGAGGGUCCGAAAAGAAAAGCUGGCCGAAAGAUUAAUGGAUGUAUUCGGCUUGGAGGAGAACGAAGAUGUACUCGAGGAGAUGAGAUGUUGGUUGUUGAGAAGUGUUAUGCUCAAGGGGUAUAUGUAUCUUACCAAUCGACAUAUCUGCUUCUUCGCCAACAUGCCUGAUAAGGAGAAUCUCGUUGUCAAGACAGGACCUCUUUACAAGAAAGCCUCGCGCACAAAAUUGAAUACCAAAUUCUGGGUUGUGCUCAAAAACGAUGUCUUGAGUUGGUAUGAAUCGACUUCCGACCCAUACUUCCCAAAGGGCAAUGUCUCACUACAAUAUUGCUCAAGCUGUGAUGCCGUGGAUGAUACAAAGUUCAAAGUCAGAAUGGCCGAGAAAAACUAUACAUUCACUUCCGAUACUGAAGCCAGUCGUGACGAAUGGAUCAAAGCUAUUGAAAAAGUUAUGUUCAAAACUCAGCACGAAGGUGAGAGUGUCAAGCUCAUCAUACCGUUGGAAGCGGUAUUGGAAGUCGAGAAGAGUCCAACUCUCGAAUUUGCGGAGACAAUCGAAAUCAAAUGCGUUGAUCCUGAAGACCAAAUGUCCGUGGAAAGCUACUUCUUCGCUUCCUUCCAAGAUAAUGAGCGGGCAUAUGAUAUGAUCCAAAGACUGCUCGAUGAGCGGCCUUCCUCAGAUUUGCCUCGAGUAUCCUCAGCUACUACGAUACAACAACCUACCGAAGUUCUGGAAGAUAGCGUCAAUACUAUCCGACGACCGGAUCAGACUGCGGAGAGUCCUUCGACGCAACGGUCUGGUUUUAAGAAGAUUGGUUCGGUACUUCGACCUCUGAUCUCUAAAAGCGAUGACAAAGUUAAAGAAACAGAAUCACAUAAGUCUGGACUGUCAAUCCCUUUCCUCAAUUCGAAAGCACAUAAGGCAUCUCAUGACAGUCUCGAGACUGUAAGAAAUGAGCCUGUCCACGAGGGCACAGGAUCACCUGGUGAAGACGAUGACGGAUAUCCGCCUCGCCAAAGUGGACCUAUGCCGCAUGGCAUGCACCAAGAGGAUCAUCGAAAUACAUGGGGUCCAUCAUGGAUACGUAAACCAGCAUCUAAGCUUUUCGGUACGUCCCCGAGUAGCACAUCGACUCUUGGUAAAACUCCGCCCGGAUCUCACUCUCAGUUGGGAGGAAUCGAAAGCUCAGACACGACUCAAAGUACUCCACGAAAACGAGGUUCAGUCACCGAAGUUGUGGAACCUGCUGUCAGCUAUGAUAGUGACACUAGCGAUGACGAGUUAAGCGGCACAUCCAACGGAGGAGCAGCUAGAAUGUCUUUCGCAUCGGACAUUUCUGGUGAUAGUCAAAUGCUCCAUAGCCGAUCAGACUAUUCGAUGCUCGAGGCGUCGGAAACAGGUCGAAAAGAGGACGAUGAAACUGCUCGGAAAUUUAGAAGUGUCUUCGCCUUGAGCGACAAAGAAGAACUCAUCGAACAUUUCCCUGGUUACUUGUAUCGAGUACUCCCUGUAUCCGGUCGCUUCUUUGUUUCAACCAACUAUUUCUGCUUCCGCUCAUCUCAGCUACUUUACAAAACCAAGAUGAUCAUUCCUAUCAAAGAUCUGUACGGUCUUAAGGCACAAAAAGCGUUCCGCUUCGAUCAUUCCGGCCUCGUCGUCGUCAUUAAAGGUCAUGAAGAGCUUUUCUUAGAAUUCAGUUCAGCACGUCGACGUAAAGCCUGCGUGACUGUGCUCGAACAGCGUAUGGAUCUAGUCCGAGCCUCCGGCGAACGAGGAGAACCUGAUCAAGCGGAUAUCGAAGCGAGAAUCAUGGAAGAUCUAGAUGAAUCCAUUCCGGUCGAGAACAGGACUGAUGCACCUCCAGUAUCACCCUCACAUCUUUUCGGGUCAACAACUUCCACUUUCCUCGAGUUCAAACCUGAACCGAUGAGGAUCACUUGUUUGACAAUUGGAAGUAGAGGUGAUGUACAACCUUACAUCGCGUUAUGCAAGGGUCUUCAAGCUGAAGGUCACACAACGAGAAUUGCUUCUCACGGUGAAUACAAAGACUGGGUCGAAGGCCACGGGAUCGAAUUUGCUAGUGUUGGUGGAGACCCUGCAGAGUUGAUGCAAAUGUGUGUGGACAAUGGAAUGUUCACUGUCUCAUUCCUCAAAGAGGGAUUACAGAAGUUCCGAGGUUGGCUCGACGAUUUACUUAACUCUUCCUGGGAAGCAUGUCAAAACUCCGAUCUACUCAUCGAGUCUCCGAGUGCAAUGGGUGGUGUGCACAUCGCUGAAGCAUUAAGGAUACCCUAUUUCCGAGCGUUUACUAUGCCUUGGACUAGAACAAGAGCGUAUCCUCAUGCUUUCGCUGUGCCCGAGUACAUACGAGGAGGGAGCUACAAUUACAUGACCUACACAAUGUUCGAUCAAGUCUUCUGGCGAGCUAUAUCUGGUCAAGUGAAUAGAUGGCGAAAACACGUGAUGAAUAUCGGUCCCACUUCCUUUGAGAAAUUGGAGCAACAUAAAAUACCAUUCCUUUACAACUUUUCACCAUCUAUUGUUCCCCCUCCAUUAGACUGGACAGAAUGGAUUCACGUCACUGGAUAUUGGUUCUUGGAGAAUGCCGAUGAAAGUCAGUCCAAUGAGGAGAAAUGGUCUCCACCAGAAGGAUUGAUUGACUUCAUCGAUAAUGCUCACGACAAUGGAAAGAAGGUCGUCUACAUUGGGUUCGGUUCAAUCGUCGUAUCAGAUCCGGAAGAGAUGACCCGAUGUGUAGUGGAGGCUGUGACUGAAAGUGGUGUAUGCGCCAUCUUGUCCAAAGGUUGGUCAGACAGAGGAUCGAAGUCAAAGGGUGAUACCGGAGACUCUGAAGGUGCCGAUGGAGUCAAGUAUCCCCCUGAAAUCUUCUCUAUCGAUUCAAUCGAUCAUUCUUGGCUUUUUCCCAGGAUUGACGCUGCUUGCCAUCACGGUGGUGCAGGAACUAGUGGGGCGAGUUUCCGAGCUGGUAUCCCAACUAUCAUCAAACCUUUCUUUGGUGAUCAAGCGUUCUGGGCCGAACGAGCUGAAUCCCUCAAUGUUGGUUCUGCAAUCCGAAAGCUUACUUCGGAACAUUUGGCAGAAGCACUCAUCAAAGCUACGACCGAUGAAAAGCAGAUUUCCAAGGCCAAGGUUGUCGGUGAAAUGAUCAGGAAGGAGAACGGAGUCGCGAAAGCCAUCGAAGCUAUCUAUCGCGAUCUGGAAUAUGCCAAAUCGAUCAUCAAGCCUCCACCAGGACACGAGGAUAAAGCACUCGAUAAAGUCUCGUCUAUCUUGCAUACUGAUAUCGUGCCAUUCCGAUCAAGGUCUAGAUCGCAAUCAUCCCCUCAGAAAUCGGAAAUUGGAUCCAGAUCCAAAUCGACGGAAAGGUACACUAGCGACGAUGGAUGGUCAGUAGUGUCAGGUAACGGUGAUUCAAAUGAUCAACACAGCCAAAGUGGAUUAUCUAGUCCUGAGUCGAAACAAACAGAGGACAAGAAGACUCACGAUCUUUUCUCCUCGUUGAGUAUUAUGCAUGGUGAUAUACCAACUAAUUGA